This is a messenger RNA of Trichomonas vaginalis G3, 2766 nucleotides long. Its product is annotated as cilia- and flagella-associated protein 58-related family. The record is from RefSeq and is a predicted model, not a curated record. The transcript has a single exon. Gene Ontology annotation, cellular component: cytoskeleton. Bases 1 to 2766 code for a protein of 921 amino acids. NCBI's taxonomy places the organism in Eukaryota, Parabasalia, Trichomonadida, Trichomonadidae.
AUGAGUGACGAAGAAACUGAAGUGGUAGUUGAAACGUCAGAUGAAAAUCAUCCUGCAUUAGUAAUUCUUUCUAACCUCCUUGAAAGCGGACAGAUCACACAAGAUGUCUUCAAUACAAUGACAUUUAAAUUUAAAAAAUUACAUCAAGCAUUUACACAAUCCUGUUCAACAGAGCAAAUAUUACUUAGGAGGACAAGAGAGUUAAAUAAGGAAUUAAAAGCUCAGAAAAAUACAAUCCAAAAUUCUGCAACACAGCAAGAGGAACAUAGAACGGCAUUGACUGCUUUGCGUCAGCAUGUUACUAAUAUACAAGCAGAAUUAGAAGCAACGCGUGAACAGAUCGAACAAACUCAAGCAAAUACAAAAGUUAAACAGAAAGAAGCAGAUAAACUUCAAGAUAAAGUUGCUAAAGCUCGUGAUGAUAAAGAGCUUAAGCUUGAACCUCUCAAGCGUCAAGUACAGAUAGAAAAUACAAACUUAGAACAACAAAUUCAAUUUUUGCAGAAACAGAUCGAAUCAUUAAAAGCCGAAGGCCAGAGCCUCUUAAACUACAUACAAGCAGAUGAAGAACAGCUCGUUGAACUCGAGAAAAAGAAAAGAGCUGCAAAUCAGAAAAUGUUCGAAGUUGGCGCACAACCAAACAAAACGCGUGCCAAAGCCAACGCUGUCGAAUCCUCCCAUAAUACUAUGCUUACAGAAGAGAAAACAGCUACAAAUCAGUGUAUGCAACUCGAAGCUUCUUUGCAAACACUCCACAACCAAGCCCAUGACUUAGAAACAGAGAACCAACAUAUCCUGAACGAUAUCGAUGGUAUGGUUCUUGCUACAAAUGACAUGAAAAUGAAAGCUGAAGAAUUAAAGACAAAAUGCGCAGAACAAACGAAUACAAAGCAGCAAAGAGAGUUCGAAAAUCGCAAGAUACAAAAGCAGAUCACAGAAACAAACAAAGAAAUCGCUGCUAUUGAGGCAAAAUUAGAUGUUGGCUCAAAAGAUAUCGUAAAGAAAGAGAAAGAAGCUCAAAAGCUAGAGGAAGCUAUAGCAAAUCAGAUCCUCGACAAGAAAGCUCUUGAAGGACAGUUAAACACUCUAAAUCAAGAUCAACAAAAAGAAGAAGAGAACAAUAAGAAGAUGCACGCCCAAUACGAGAAGGCUAUGGCUGCUUCUCAGGCCGCCCUUCAGCAGAUUGUUCAGUUAGAAGGCGUAACUGCAGAAAUGAUGGCAGAUAUCAAAGCCGCUGUUCAAGAUAAGGACAGAAAACAAGCAAUUCACGAUCAGUUAUCUAAGAAGGAACACGAAAUCGAACGCCAGUUAACAGAAGCUUCACUUAUUAGAGAUAGAAAAGCAAGAGAAAUGGCUGCAAUGAAGAAGAAGACUGUUGAUGCUAAAAUACAAGCAAAGGAAGUCAAUUUGGACUAUCUUGACCUCUGCAGAAAGCAAGAAAUGAUUAAUCAGAAGUUGAAAGAAUAUUCAGAACUUUACGAAAAAGUGAAACUCGAUAGAAACCGUUAUGUAAACAUCAUCCAAACUUCGAAACAGUUAAUUGUUGAACUUAAAGAGAAAAUAAGAAUUCUAGAUAACGAAGUCGAAGUUUUGAGAAAAGAAUUCGAAGAUAUCGAUGAUGAAGUCAAGCUAAAGAAGGCAGAACUCGAUCAGGCAUUCAAGAGAAGGAACAGUACUAAGUCAGAACUCAAGAAUGCUCAACUUCGCAACCAAGAUUUGAACCAGAAAAUUGAUUUCCAACAAAAUGAAACUAAACGUUUGGAAAGAGUCCUCAGAAGUGUCGAAACAGACAUCAAACUCAAGCAUAACGACUGGAAGAAGCAGACAGCUUCAUGCCAGGACAAGCAAAGAGAAUUAAUUGACUCUGGCGACAAGAUGUGCAUCUUGCGAGAGCAAUUAAACACUCACGAGAACAUCCUCAAGAACGGUGAAGUCGCUUUGAAGGAAAGAGAAGAAGAAACAAAGUUAUUAGGUCUAAGAUUAGAUGAUAUCCAGAGAAGAAUCGACAUUAUGUGCAGAAAAGUACCUCAAGUCAGAGCUUAUGACAAUGAAAUUGCCGAUCUUGACAAACAACUCGAUCGCGAGCGAAAAGAUGUUGAUGUAAUUACAAGAAAGCUCGAAAAUCCAGAUGAGCAAGCCAGACCACGUAAAUACAAUGGCAAAGACUUCACUCUCCAAGAGCUUGACAAGAAAGUUGCCACUUACGAGCAAAGAAUCAACGAAAAAGGCCAACAAUUAUGGGAAAAACAAAUUUUGUUGGAUGAAAUCAACCAAAAGAUCGAAGCCCUUCAAAAAGACUCCCAAAAGGAUGUUUCCAAGCAGGACAAAGUCUUCCGCAAGGGUGGAGAGAUGAGAGCUGAAUCCAUGUCAUUAGACAGGAAAUACAAAGCUGCUUGUGCGGAAAUGGCUUAUUACGAAGGUAUGAAACAAGUCUUAGAACAGGAGAAACAAGACAUAGUAGAAGAAAGACAGAUGGCGUCAGAAAGAACUACUCGCGGUGAAGCAUUUGAUGACACAGCGAGAAAGAUCCUUCAGAUGCACCAAAGAGAUAUAGAAUCGAAAGGAAUGCCUAGAAAGAAGUCCGAAUUCGAUUCUGAUGAUGACGAUGAUGAAGACAAAAAACCAGUUUCUAGGAGAUACACUGCUUAUAGAACUUCUGAUGCAAUGCUUAUGCCAUAUGGUGCUUUCCCUGCAUUCGCUGCUGCUCCUCCUUCUGGACAAUUAAGACAUUAUAGAAAAGAAACACAAAGACCAAUCGAAUUGUAA